Naegleria gruberi is the source of this 1559-nucleotide messenger RNA. Its product is annotated as alanine aminotransferase. Lineage: Eukaryota; Heterolobosea; Eutetramitea; Acrasida; Naegleriidae. The record is from RefSeq and is a predicted model, not a curated record. The transcript is spliced from 2 exons. Gene Ontology annotation, biological process: biosynthetic process. Bases 52 to 1530 code for a protein of 492 amino acids. Gene Ontology annotation, molecular function: L-alanine:2-oxoglutarate transaminase activity; pyridoxal phosphate binding.
UGGUUAUUAAUAUAUUGAUUGAAAUAUGAAUUAUUCUGCAAAUACGAAGAAAUGCAAGGUAUUAAGAAAGCCCUCUCUACCUCAAAUAUCAAUCAAAACAUUUUGAAGACUUCCUAUGCUGUCCGUGGUAAGGUCGUCAUUCGUGCUAAUCAAAUUGAACACGAAUUAAAGACAAAUCCAUCCAAAUUCCCAUUCCAAGGAAUUGUCUACUGCAACAUUGGUAAUCCACAACAAUUGAAGCAAAAGCCAUUGUCUUUCCAUCGUAAUGUUCUCUCAUUGUUGACUGCUUCUCACUUGAUGGGUGAUUCUUCCAAGUCAAGCCAAUUGUCUCAAUUGUUCAAUGCUGAUGUUUUGGAUAGAGCUCAAAGAAUUAUGAGCCACAUUGAUGCCAAGUCAACUGGUGCUUAUACUCACUCUCAAGGUUACGAAUUUGUUCGUGAUGAUGUUGUUGAAUUCAUUGAAAAUAGAGAUGGACUUGCUAAGGGAACCAUUCAAACUGAUAGAAUCUUCUUGACUGAUGGUGCUUCUCCAGGUGUUCAAUUGUGCUUGAAGAUGCUCAUUAGAAAUGAAAAGGACGGUAUCAUGAUUCCAAUUCCACAAUAUCCACUCUACUCUGCCACUAUUGAUUUGUGUGGUGGUUCUCAAGUUCCAUACUAUCUUGAAGAAGAAAAAGGAUGGGGUUUGGGUAUGCCAGAAUUGGAAAGAGCUUAUGAACAAGCUAUUAAGAAUGGUCAAAAUGUUCGUGCUUUGGUCAUUAUUAACCCAGGUAAUCCAACUGGUCAAGUUUUGGAAAGAAAGGAUAUGGAACAAAUUAUUCAAUUCUGUGUCAAUAAGGGAGUUGUCUUGUUGGCUGAUGAAGUUUAUCAAGAAAAUAACUACACUAAUGGUAAGAAGCCAUUCUACUCAUUCAACAAGAUUGCCUAUGAAAUGGGACUUCAAAAGGAAUUGGAAAUGGUCAGUUUCCACAGUGUUUCUAAGGGUUUCAUUGGUGAAUGUGGUAGAAGAGGUGGUUACUUCCAAUUGAGUGAAGCUAUUGAUCCAGCUGUUAAGGAAGAAUUGUACAAGAUUAGUAGUGUCAAUCUCUGUCCAAAUGCUGAUGGUCAAAUUAUGGUUGAUUUGAUGGUUCGUCCACCAUCUCAAGGUGAAGCCUCAUACCAAGAAUAUGUUGCUGAAAGAGACAAUAUUUUGAAUAGCUUGAAGAGAAGAGCUGAAAAGUUGGUCAAGAUGUUGAACAGUUUGGAAGGUGUUAGUUGCCAACCAGUUGAAGGUGCCAUGUAUGCUUUCCCACAAAUUACUCUCCCAGAAAAGGCCAUUCAAAAGGCUAAGGAAAUGGGUGUUGCUCCAGAUUUGAUGUACGUUUUGGAAUUGUUGGAAGAAACUGGUAUCUGUGUCGUUCCAGGUUCUGGUUUCCAACAAAAGCCAGGUACUUAUCACUUUAGAACUACCAUUUUACCAAGCGAAGAACAAAUUGAAGGUGUUGUCCAAACUUUGGCCAAAUUCCACGACAAGUUCAUGAAGCAAUACAAGUAAAUCUCUUUUAUUUUAAUCUUUAAAUAUUU